CUGAAGUCUGAACGCUCUGGCUGGGAUUUCAACAUAGAAAUGGACGGCGAUUUCAAGGAUGAUAAGAGGCUUAUUGCUUCAAAUAGUAAAUCCGUCACCUUUGAUAAACACGCGGACGAAAUUUCGACGGGAAUCGACGAAGAUGACGAAGAAAACGCGACAACUCUCUCUGUUAACACGAAACUUGAGAUGGCAGCCACUUUAAUAAACGAAGCCAGAUAUGGUCGACAUGGUAUAUUUAAACUCACGCCGAAAGAAGUAAGAUUGUACAACUCCUAUUACACGUUUAAAAUCAACUAUUUAAUUCACGCCCUCGUUUGCCUCAACCUGGCCUUGGCGAUAUUCGAAAAACCCGCAGUUUACGAUUUGCCGUACUGGGCCACGAUGAUCAUGGAGUAUGUAUGCAUCUUUGUGUUCGCAAUUUUCUUGUUUCACAAAUGGUAUAUCGCCCCGGACGGCUGCUUUUGGGGCGACAGGAAAAAUAAAUUAAUCAUGGCUACCAUAAUUAUAACAUUCCUGGAUAUGUUGCUGUAUUCGAUUUUCAUGGAAAAUGGUCUCGAGGCAAAAGCAUUGCGCUGGUCAAGGAUUCUUCGACCGAUUUUUGUCAUAAACCUUGAGGGACGACAGAUUCGCCGAUCAUUUCGAAACAUCAGAAGAACUAUCGUUGGUGUUGCUAAUGUGUUGAUCUUACUGCUUCUUGCGAUAGGAUUAUUCGCUUUGCUUGCCACAAAACUCUUCGAAAACAGGAACCUCAAAGAUAUCGAUGGCAAUCCCUACUUCAUCAAAUACUUCGAGUCUUACUAUCAACUUUAUAUCUUUACCACAACAGCAAACAGUCCAGAUGUUGGAAUUCCCGCAUACGACAGCAACAAUUGGUUCGCACUUUUCUUCAUAGUUUUCGUCGUCAUUUGCAUGUACAUCUUUCUGAGUAUUUUAUUGGCCGUUGUUUACGCAAAUUACAGAAAGCAUUUGAAGAACGAAGUGCGCAAAUCAGUGUACCGCAAGAGACGACAGUUGAGGCUUGCGUUUGAUUUGAUCUGCGAAAAGUUGAAAAAAACUGAAAAAACUGUUCUGAAAUUUGAAAGAUGGAAACUUCUUCUGGAAAAAUUGUGUCCACGUUACAGUCCUGGAAAAGUCAGUUUGUUGUGGCAUGUUCUUGAUCGAGAAAACAGGGAUUAUAUCGAGGUCAAAGACUUUCUCAGAGUGUCGGAAUUACUUAACAUAAGAGUGGUUGAGGUCAAAGAUGAAGUUCAUUUGUUUGAAAAGAUUUGCCCAGCAAUUUAUCUCUCCUGGUUGAGCGUGAAGAUCAGAAAAAUGGUGUGUCAUAGAUAUUUCCUGUACUUUUUUGAUGUGGUUAUAUUUGUAAAUGCUAUUGUCAUCGCGCUGUCGUUUGAAAUGGCAGAGGGUGGAUUUCUUUUACUCUUCAACACUGAGCUCUUGUUAAAACUGUACACGUAUGGAUGCAGAGAGUUUUUCGCAAACUUCUGGAACACGUUUGACUUUGUCGUCAUUGAAGGUGCCACAGUAUCAUUCAUUGUCGAGAUAACAAGUGACUCGGUAACCGCAAGUCAGGCAGCAGUAGACUUUCUAAUGAUUCUUCGUGUGCUACGGAUGAUCAAAUUAAUUGGAACUAUCGAAAGGUUCAAAGUUGUAGUGAAUACAGUGAUGCAAAUAGGACCAUCCAUUGCGAUGUAUGGUGGAAUUGUUUUUAUCUGGUUUUACGUGUAUGCCAUCCUUGGCAUGGAAAUAUUUCAAGGGAAGAUCAGAAUGCUUGGGUAUCCAAAUGCGACGGCGAACGCGUCCGAACUGUUUUGCGGCGACGUGAAGUUGAAGAAUUCUGAAUUUUACAACGAACAUUAUUGCGGAGAUAAUUUUAACGAUAUCUUGAAAUCUCUGAAAAUUUUAUUCGAUCUAAUGGUCGUUAACCAGUGGCACAUUCUAACUCAAGGUUUUGUCCUGGUGACAAGCAAGGCUGCUAGAUUGUACUUUGUAUCAUUUCAUCUAACAUGUGUCAUACUAGUCUUAAACAUAUUCGUAGCGUUCAUCAUUGAGGCGUUUAUGCUUCAGUACACAUUUUCUCAUGGCAAGUUUGAAUCUGAGCUUGAAAAAGUUAUUCAAGAAAAAGGUGUUGGCAUUGGCAUGACUCCAAUCACGGAGCGAAGUCGUACGGGCACCACGUUAAGUCAGGAUCUGGAAAUGGGCAAUAACACGCUUCAUAGAACGAGAAGUCAAAUGACAGUCCAGGAAUACGCGAGAAACGAGGAAAGGAGAUACCGGUUGGUGGAAAACCAAAUAAAAACAGCAGAGAAUUUACUUCAACAAAUGUUUGAAGAUGAGAUAGGUUCCGAAGACAUCGGACCACAGACUUUGGUGGAAAUUGAAAAACUAGAACCAGUUGAAGUCGACUGGAAUAAAGUCACGUUUGAAACAAUUGGAUAGGAUCUUUAAAUUGACUGCUUUUACUGAGGAGUUGAAUUCUCGGGAAAAAGCGCAUGAAAUAGGAGAAUUAUUAACUAUUUUUUUAAAAAAUCAGUCACACCCAUAUUAUACAUUUCACAGUUAAGAAAGACUAUCAAAUUUUCCCUGCAUCGUUUUAUUAAGUUAUAAAAUCGUGUAAUAUAUUUUCAUAAAUUGAAUAAUU
Messenger RNA from Dendronephthya gigantea, 2641 nucleotides. Its product is annotated as two pore calcium channel protein 1-like. The transcript is spliced from 18 exons. Gene Ontology annotation, molecular function: monoatomic ion channel activity. NCBI's taxonomy places the organism in Eukaryota, Metazoa, Cnidaria, Anthozoa, Malacalcyonacea, Nephtheidae. The record is from RefSeq and is a predicted model, not a curated record. Gene Ontology annotation, cellular component: membrane. Bases 40 to 2439 code for a protein of 799 amino acids. Gene Ontology annotation, biological process: monoatomic ion transport; transmembrane transport.